AUGCGUCUGCUGCCCGCCCUUUCGCCUGAGCGGUGCGUCCGAAGUGUUGAGGUUGCGCAUUUGCUCGCGGAUGUCGUCCUCGUCGCCGUCGUCGUCCUCUUCGUCCUCGUCGGACAGACCCUCGAUGAUGCUGCUGGCGUCGGUGUCGUCCUCCUCGUCCUCCUCGUCCUCCUCGUCUUCCUCUCCGCUGCCGUCUUCCUCGUCUUCGGAAUGCGACAGAAUGCCGUCGAGAAGCCCGUCGCCCAGUUCGUUCUCGGACUCGCUCUCGGGCGGCGGCGGCGCCUCCUUGGCCACCGCUUUUCUCUUGCGCGGAUUGGCAGGCAUUUUGGCGGCAAGCGUGGUUGUGUCACAGUACUGUGCCUCGAGCCGCCAUGGCGACGCGCCACGCUGAUUCAUCAAGGUACGACCGCGGUCGCUACUCUCCGCCCCGCCGCGACAGAUCGAGGUCGCCAGCGCGACGCGACCGGUCACGGGACCGCUACAGCGACCGCUACGCCGGCAGCAGCAGGCGCGACGACCGCUACGGCGACCGGGACCGGGACAGAGGAGGGCGCGACCGCCGCCACGACCGAAGGGACCGCCGCCGCUCACGCUCGCCAGCAGGCCGCCGGGACAGCACCAGAGGGCCGACGCGCCGACAGGCUGAGCUCCGUCUCCCGUGACGAGAAGAAGGAGCCAGAGAAGCAGCAGGAAGACAAGCAGGCGGCGCGCGCAGCCAAGCUGGCAGAGUGGAAGAAGCGCAACGCGGAGCGUCUGGCAAAGGAGAAGGGGGGCGACCCGCCCAGCGCUGUGGCCUCACCCGCCAUCACUGCACCCUCGACGCCCACUGCCACUGCUGCAGCGCCAACAACGGCAGCAACGGCAGCAACGCCAACAACGGCAACAGCGGCAACAACUGCAGCACCGCUGGCGAGCGAGAGCACAGAAGAACCUGCCAAGGCCAAAGCACCCGUGAAGAGCGCUACUGAGAAACUCAAGCAGAAGCAACCCGAGAAGUCCACUUUCAAGCUCGACGAGUCGGCAGCUGCACGACCGCUCGCAGCCAAGCCCGCCGGCAGGCCCGUCACUACCAUGUUAACCAGCGCAGAACCUGCCGUUGCCCAGCAAGGCAAGACGAACGGUAACAUUGGCGCCUUCGGGCUGAAGACCAAGAACGCGCUAGACGAGACAGAGACAACGAAGAAGGCCUUCCUCGAAGACGACUCCGACACCGGCAAGCGAAAGUUCCAAGCGCUCCCAGCCUUUGCACCCAUUGACCAUGCUGACGCGCUCCCGGACGCCGACGAAGAAGAAGACGGAACUGCCUUGGACGAUAUGGGCAGUGACGACGAGGAGAACAACGCCCAGCUACAGGCUCAGCUUGAGAAGCGCCGCGCCGAGAUUGCUGCCAACGAGGACUCCACCAUGGAAGAAGCGCCGGCGGCCGAGGAGACCGUUGACAAGAUGGAGGUUGACGAAACUGCAGGCGCUGAAGAAGACGAGAUCGAUCCUCUCGAUGCCUUCAUGGCUGACCUGGCCGAGCCUGCGCCAAGUCGGUCAGCUCCCCAGGGCACAGCCAUGUUCAACGACGACCUCGAGCCCGAGCAAACGUCGGUCGAAGCCCAAGAUCUGCUCGCCAUGAGCGCACACAAGAAGAAGAAGAAGGAAGCGCCCGUCAUCGACCACGACAAAGUUGAGUACGAGCCAUUCCGUAAAAACUUCUACACUGAGCCCUCCGAAGUCUCUGCCAUGACGCCAGAAGAAGUCGCCGAUCUCAGACACGAAAUGGACGGCAUCAAGGUGAAGCCCGACGACGUGCCUCGUCCCGUCACCAAGUGGGCGCAGAUGGGUCUGCUCCAGGCCACCAUGGACGUCUUCCAGAAGGUGCGCUACGACAGGCCGACUUCCAUCCAAGCACAAGCCAUUCCCAUCGCUGAAUCAGGUCGUGAUCUUAUCGGUGUCGCCAAGACAGGUUCCGGCAAGACGCUUGGUUUCGGCAUCCCGAUGAUCCGUCACAUCUUAGAUCAGCGCCCACUGAAGCCCUCUGACGGUCCUAUUGGGUUGAUCCUAGCGCCCACACGAGAGCUGUCCCUGCAAAUCAAGAACGAGCUGAAGCCGUUCCUCAAGGCCUCCGGCAUCAAGAUUGAGUGUGCGUAUGGCGGAGAGCCCAUCUCCGAUCAGAUUGCUAUGAUCAAGCGCGGUGGCAUUCACGUCCUCUGUGCUACUCCUGGACGUCUCAUUGAUCUGCUGCAGAGCAACUCAGGUCGAGUCCUUAGCUUUAGGCGUAUAACGUACGUUAUCCUUGAUGAGGCUGACCGUAUGUUCGAUAUGGGCUUCGAGCCGCAGGUUAUGAAGAUCCUUGCAAACGUUCGCCCUGAUCGCCAAACCAUCCUCUUCUCUGCUACGUUCCCGAAGAACAUGGCUGCCUUGGCGCGAAAGGCGCUCAACAAGCCCGCCGAAGUCAUCAUCGGUGGUCGCAGUAAGGUCGCGCCUGAGAUUAUGCAAAUCAUCUCGCUCGUGCAACCCUCGUAUGAAAAGAAGAUUAUGAAGCUGCUUCUGCAUCUUGGACAGCUGUUCGCCGAGGACGAGAACGCGCAAGUGCUCAUCUUCACUGAAAAGCAAGAGACGGCCGAGGAUCUCCUUUCGAAGCUGAUCAAGGCUAAAUACUCCUCAGUCAACACGAUUCAUGGCGCCAAGGAUCAACAAGAUCGCAACGAAGCCAUCAACGACUUCAAGCAGGGUGUCCUCUCCGUUCUCAUCGCCACCUCUGUCGCUGCUCGUGGUCUCGACGUACCAGGCUUGGCUAUGGUCUUCAACUUUGACUGCCCAACACACUUGGAAGACUACGUCCACCGCUGCGGCCGCACAGGUCGCGCAGGCAACAAGGGCACGGCCAUCACUCUGCUCGAGAACCCAGGCCAAGAGCGCUUCGCUGUCCACAUCGUAAAGGCCCUCAAGGAGAGCGACACCGCUGUCCCCGAAGAAGUCCAGAAAAUGGCAGACACCUUCCUCGAAAAAGCCAAAGCGGGCACAGAGAAAUUCUUCGGCGGCUUCGGCGGCAAAGGCCUCGACCGCCUCGACGCCGCCCGCGCGCUCGAAAAGAAGCGCGAGAAACGCGCCCACAAGGUCGAAGGCGAGGAAGACUCUGACGAAGAAUCCGAACUCCCCGCGCUCAAGAAGCCCGAAGUCGCCGGCCCGGGCAUCGUCAAGGCUUCCGACGCGUCCGCCGCCAAGGCCGAAGAAGACCAGCCCGUCUGGAUGAAACUCCUGAACUCCAAGAUCGUGGUCCAGAAAACCGAACGCCCGGACGCGUCCAGCUCCGGCAAGCCCAUGAGCGCAAAGGAACGCGCGCUCGCGGCUGCAAACAAGGUCGACGGCCGUCUGAGCAAGAAGGGCAUGAUCCACGCCGGCCAGCCCAUCGACAACAAGGGCCCGGACGCCGGCUUGUACCACAGCACCAUCGAGAUCAACGAUUUCCCGCAAAAGGCGCGCUGGGCGGUCACGAACCGCACCAACGUCGCCAAGAUCCUGGAGAACACGGGUGUCAGUAUUACGACCAAGGGCACGUUUUACGGCCCCGGCAAGGAGCCGGGAGAGCUGGAUUUGCCCAAGCUGUAUAUCCUGGUCGAGGGCGAUACGGAGAAUGUCGUUACGCAGGCCAUGAUGGAACUCACGCGACUGCUGCGCGAGGGCACGAUUGCGGCCGAGGAUGCGUCUGCUGUGAGGGGACCGACGGGGCGGUACAACGUUGUCUGA
Molecule: messenger RNA, 3735 nt
Organism: Macroventuria anomochaeta
Lineage: Eukaryota; Fungi; Ascomycota; Dothideomycetes; Pleosporales; Didymellaceae
Product: DEAD-domain-containing protein
Exons: 4
Coding region: 1-3735 (1244 amino acids)
Molecular function (GO): ATP binding; nucleic acid binding
Source: RefSeq, a predicted model, not a curated record